This is a messenger RNA of Vitis riparia (riverbank grape), 1001 nucleotides long. Its product is annotated as protein RER1B-like. Gene Ontology annotation, cellular component: Golgi membrane. Bases 132 to 716 code for a protein of 194 amino acids. The transcript is spliced from 4 exons. Lineage: Eukaryota; Viridiplantae; Streptophyta; Magnoliopsida; Vitales; Vitaceae. The record is from RefSeq and is a predicted model, not a curated record. Gene Ontology annotation, biological process: protein retention in ER lumen; retrograde vesicle-mediated transport, Golgi to endoplasmic reticulum.
GUCAAAAAGGCCCCCAAGGCCUUCAUACACUUGCUUUUGCAUUCCGUUGCCAAAAAUUUAUCUCCGUUCUUCUCUGCUACAGCUCUCUGCAGUCACUGAAGAGAUCUACAGGAGUGUGAAGGUUGAUUUUCAUGGAGGGAACCGGAGGUGGUGGUCCCUCGGCAGUGUCACCUGUGAUCCAAUGGAAAACUGAUGCGUCCAGGCUUUUUCAGUAUUAUCUGGAUAAAACUACUCCUCACCCGGUGUAUAGAUGGGUUGGAACCCUAGUUGUGGCUGCGAUUUAUGUUUUGAGGGUUUAUUAUGUUCAAGGGUUUUAUGUUGUUUCUUAUGGUCUGGGCAUAUAUCUUUUGAAUUUGUUGAUUGGGUUCCUAUCUCCUCUGGUUGACCCAGAGCUGGAAACUUCGAAUGAGGCUUUACUGCCCACAAAAGGUUCAGAUGAAUUCAAGCCUUUCAUUCGCCGUCUCCCUGAGUUUAAGUUCUGGUACUCCAUUACAAAGGCUUUCUGUGUGGCAUUUGUCUUGACCUUCUUUUCUGCAUUUGAUGUUCCUGUAUUUUGGCCUAUAUUACUGUGUUACUGGAUUGUUUUAUUCAUCCUUACAAUGAAGCGCCAAAUCGUACACAUGAUCAAAUACAAGUAUGUUCCCUUCAGUAUGGGGAAGCAGAAAUAUGGCGGCAAAAAAUCUUUUGCAAGUAGCAGUGGCUCCAAUAUGGACUGAACCUCGGCUGAUCAAUGACCACAGCAACUGAAAUAACAACCAAGAAAAGGAGGGAAAAGAAAAGCAAAACAGGAAUUAAGAUGAUUUAUGGACUUCAGAGAAUUUCUUCUUUCUGAAGUGACAUGUAUCUACUACUUUAUUAUGGAUUUAGCAUGUAGUUGAUGCCUCUGCCAUGUUAAAAUUUGCAGAUGUUGCAGGAUUGAAAAUUGUUUGUACACCAACAUAAUUAAGGUUCAAUUAUCUUUUUGAUUGGGAAAUAUAUCAUCUGUAGGAUUUUGUUCUUGA